UCCAGUGACACUUCAAGAUUGCCAUGGCUCAGGAACUGGUCACGUGUGGAUUUUCAAGAAGAACUUUGCCAAGUUUGAAAAGGUUAAGAUGGCAAAAAAAUACACUGUUGAAGAUGCUCUCAAAAUGAUCAUGGACGGGAAUUCAAGCGACAUGGAGCAGCUACAGGAAGGAGAUGAUGAUGACGAUGAUGUGGAGGAUGAGGAAUGGACUCCUACUGCAAAGAUUGGGGAAAACCCAGAUAGCAGUGACGAUGAUGAUGAGGAAAACCCAGAUAGUAGUGAUGAUGAUGAAAGCCCAGAAGUCCCAGAAGACACAACAAAAUCAAGGGCCACAACGCUGAAGCAGUCGGCAAGGGGUAACAUGAAAAGGAAGACGUAUCAGCGGAAAAGAAAACAGUUUGAACCUCCAUCUGUCGAGUUUGUGGAAUGUGUUGAGGAAGACUCUGAAGAGAGGCUUGACUGGACACUAUAUAUGUAUUUUAAAGAUUUUGUAGUAAUCAAUGCAUGGAUCCGUUACAGAAGAGACCUGGAGAAACUGCAGCCCGGGCAGAAGCCCCUGCCUCUGCAAUGGUUUCAGGCUUCUGUUGGCACUGCCCUCAUAAGUGCAGGAAAGGUCAAAAGGUGUGGCAGACCAAUGUCCUCUCCAGAAGCAACGCCAACCCCUCCCCGAAAGAGGAAAACCACUGAGGUCCCCCCUGAUGUGAGAAAGGAUGGCCUGGAUCAUUUUCCAACAUGGGAAACCCGACAGAGAUGUAAGAAGUGCACAGGCUACUUUACCCAUGUGUUCUGUCAGAAAUGCAAAGUGCAUCUUUGCUUGAACAAGGAGAGAAACUGUUUUCAAGCCUACCACCAUGCAAAGUAAAAAGGUUAUGAACUGCAAAAUGAGUACAAAUAACUGAAACGUUAUGUUUUCCAGGCUUCCACCCAACCAGUUCCAUUGGUGGAUUUCUAACUUUGCAUAAUGGUAGCACUUUUUAUGUUUGGAAAUACAAAUUUGUUGGAAUUGUUUGUGAUUUAUUAUGUUUUUGUAUGUUUAGGGAAAAAGCAAUCAUUGAGCAUUGUGACCUGAUGUAUCAAAUGAUACAAAUUGAAACUCAUAAAUGGAAAAUGAUAUUUGAAAUUUUUUUUGAUUGUUUGUCAUGAGGGACCAAUAAAGGCUCCAAGUUCAAAGAA
This is a messenger RNA of Acanthochromis polyacanthus (spiny chromis), 1173 nucleotides long. RefSeq lists its product as uncharacterized. The record is from RefSeq and is a predicted model, not a curated record. Gene Ontology annotation, molecular function: protein binding. NCBI's taxonomy places the organism in Eukaryota, Metazoa, Chordata, Actinopteri, Pomacentridae. The transcript is spliced from 2 exons. Bases 89 to 862 code for a protein of 257 amino acids.